Molecule: messenger RNA, 8196 nt
Organism: Spodoptera exigua (beet armyworm)
Lineage: Eukaryota; Metazoa; Arthropoda; Insecta; Lepidoptera; Noctuidae
Source: the annotation of a GenBank genome assembly
AUGCCUAUAAAGAAAAAUAAAAAUAAAAAUCCACCUAACGGUGAGGAGGACGCAAGCGAGGUCAGCUCGCUUGCGAAUAUAACCGAGGCGCUACAUGCAUCGUGUGCACGUGCCUCUAGCAGGAAGGAGUCGGACUCAGAGUCCGACUCAUCAUUGUCUGGCGUCAGCAUCGCGCUGCGCCACAAGAAAGACCGGGGCGUUUUUAAACGUCCCAGGUUGGAGCCGUCUUCCAACGAGCAGGAGGCCCCAGCCCCCAAAAUCCCCACGGCUGCGCGGGGUAGGGGCAAGGGGAAGGGCUCCACAAGGGCGGCUGGGAGCCGAUCCGAGCCGGCAGAGCGGCUGGCAGCGGAGGGGAGCGCCCUGGGAAAGGCUGCCCCCUCGGACUCCUCGGAGAUGGAGACCUCCGGUGGCCCGAGCGUACGGCGCGUAGCGUUCCGCGCGCGCCUCAAAGAGCCAAUAGACCACCACAGACGGGGCCCUAAAGGGCUGAUGUUCAGCCGGGGUUGCGGGGUAAGCGCAAUAAGGUACCGCGACCUCGGCACAGAGCAGGAGAAGGAACAGGGGGGUUUUUAACCCUCUGAGCUGCCGGAUUCGGAUAUUGAACGUCUCCUCUGUCUCGCAAUCAUGUUAUCCGGAUGUCUGGUGAUAACCGGUGUAGCAGUGGCGUCCUUGUCCCUCGUCAUCAGUCUCUACAUGAGACCCGAGGAGACCUUCCGAUCAAGAUACAGGCUAAUUAUGAAGGAAAUGAAAGAUACACAAGUGCCGAUUGUGCUCAGGGACAAGGUGGAGACGUUUUAUAGAAUGUACUGGCAUAAAGCGCGCGCUGUCUCCAAGACUCGGCUACUGCCGACCUACCCCCCUACUGUGCCAGCGUCUGUCAACGUCGACAUAUAUUUUGAAGCCACGCAGAAAGCUCGAGUCCUUCGGGACCUGACGUACCAAAUACUGUCAGAGCUCGCGAGGACGAUGCAAACCAUACACUAUAUCCCCGGAGAUGCCAUUAUCAAACGAGGAUCUAAGAAGUGCAAGAUUAUUUACAUCACUUAUGGAGAUAUUGAAAUGCUGACUGCAGAAGAUGACACUACACCAAUUUUGCGAUUUACUCGCGGAACUGUGCUAACACCAUGUGGCUGUGCUGCUGCAGCUGCUGUGGGCACCUCCCAUCUGGCUGUCCGGGCUGCUACCUUCUGCACAGCACAUGUCCUCACUGCAGCAGACCUUUGGAGGGUUAUCACUAAGCACGCCUCUUCACAGGAUCAUGCUGGGCCCAUACUAGCUUCCUUCACUGAUCACAUUGAAAAAGUGAAACGACAUUACCAAAUGAAGAUACCUGAUAAGGCUGUCCACAAAAGCAGCAUCUUGCAUUUCAACCGCAACCUCAUGUCUCUGAAGAAGAUGAAGAAUGCGAACGGAGAACCCUUGCUGGAAAGUCCCGACAUCUUCCUUGAAAUUGCUGGCUGUUAUAUCAUGAGGAAUCGCUCCAGAGCUACUCAAACAGACACAUCCGACGUGAUAUGCUUGCGACCGAUAUUCCCCUGUAUCCUGCAUCCGUCCUCAUCGUUGCUGUUCGCAUGGCAUGCUCUCGUAGCCACACUGAUUCUCAUCAUCUGUAUUACCCACCCUUACAACUUGGUGUAUAAGAAAUCAGUGACAUUGACGUUCCGUUUCUUCGACUACGUCAUGACUGCUGUAUUUAUUCUGGACCUCAUCGUGCACCUGUCUACUGGAGCCAACGUUGAAGAAGGAGUACCCAUAACGUUCGCGGAGACAUCAUCCCAGCAGAUGCGCAGUCACUGGUUUGUGCUGGACGUGGUGGCCACGCUGCCUAUCUUUGAGUUCGUCGGUGAUGGACACUUUGCUGGCAUUAAUAAGCUCCUCAGGCUGCCAAAGCUGUUCCGUGUGCUCAAGGGCUUGGAGGAGAGCUGUGUGUAUCACAGUAACGUGCUCCGCUUCCUGACCUACACGCUAUUGCUUCUCAUUGCCUGCUACCUCAUCGCUUCCAUGCAACAGGCCUUCAUGUGCUACCAGUCUGGGUAUUGCUUAGUGACGAACAUGACUCACCGACCCUUCUGGGACCGAAAACCUCUCGACGAAGAAACAGUCCAAGAGAGGAUAGUAUUCGGAUUGUACUGGUCCAUUUCGAUGAUCAAUUUGAUCUACCACAGGGAGACGUGGCGCACUGGCAACUGGGAGAACAUAAUUUACACCAUGGUCAUUCUGGAGAUUUGCGUCGUCCUUCGAAUCUUUAUGGAGUCCGUUUACUCUGCAACUAUAAUGGUUACCACAGCUCUGAGAGAAGAUUACGACUCCCGUAUCGCGACGGUGAAGAGUUUCCUAAUCAGGAAUGAAGUGAACCCUGUAUUGAGGAAACGGUUCAUUGAGUAUUUGCAGUUGUGUUGGUAUACUGACAAGGCUUUCACAAUGACACAUAAGAACGCGAACAUAUUCUACGAUCUGCCACCGCAUGUCUACCAAGACAUUGUGAGUAGAAACCGAAGCAAGUACAUACUGAUCAUACCUUUUAUGAGGCUGCUUUCCAAGGAAGACCUCAGAGUGAUAUCGUCACAGGCCAAGCUGUUUUACACCUCGCCCAAUGAGAUACUGCUCAACACUGGAGAACUCUCCAACGAGAUCUACAUCAUUAAACAGGGUUAUUGCGAGGAAUACCACAACGUGCAGAAAAAGAAGCCAGCAUUCAUGAAGUACGAACCGCCAGAGCCAACACCGAAUAUGAUGAGGUUCCGACUGCCCAGGAAACAUGAGCCAGACACAGAGUUCCUGUACCCCUUCAAUAGACUGGGAUUCUUGUCUAUAUUGCGCUAUGUGUUCCCUCGGUACACGAUCCGGCCUGACGGCAACUACCUUCUCCGCUACGAGUGGUUCCGAGUCAGCUGCGCCCUGUUGUCUGCGCAGCUGUUCCCGCACUAUACCUACCUAGUGCUGCAGUGGCCCUGGCUCUACUACGUCGCACUCUUCCUCGAUAUGUCCGCGUAUUUUGAUAUUGGCCAACGCAUGCUGAUAGGCUACUUCAAUGAGGGAGGGAUCCUGGUGUACCAUCCUUCCAGCACAGCGGCAUACUAUUUAAAGGGAGCUUUUCUGAUGGAUGUAGUUUCCUGCCUACCCCUUGAAAACUUGGAAUCGGCCCGAAAGGACACCUAUGAUUCUAAACUUCGCGUGACUCCGACAAAACAGUUCCUGAUGCUGAACCGCCUCAUUCAACUCUAUAGGAUGCCUAGUGCUAUGAUGGCGCUCAAGGAACACAUGUCGAGACAGGAUCUGCUAUUAGUGUUCCAAGCAGUACCGCUAUACAUGACAGUGUUAAACGUGAUGACAUGCUUUAUAGUCUUCUACUCCGUAAGGAUAUUUUACUCCGUAAACGAUGAUGGUGGCUACGAUUGGCUGAUAAUACCUUUCGAUGAUGUAGGAGGAUCCUGGCUGCAUUUAUUUCAGGAUACGCUUCGCUUCAACGUGACGGAGACACCAUGGAACUUGCACGUGGCUAUCUACUUCUGGGUGGUAUACGAGUGCAGCACCACUGGCUAUGGAGUGUUUCAACCUAGUAACAUUGAGAUCAUGCAAGUCCUGUUCAUUGGGAUUGCUUGCAGUGCAAUGAUAAUCACGUACUAUUCGGUCCAGAUCAUCAGUAUACGUGCAAAUGUCAACAAGUCUCUGGCUAGCUUCCAAGAACACAUGGAGGACAUUAGGGUGUAUCUGGCUAGAGAGAAGAUAAGUGGAGAUUUGCAAAAGGAGACUCAGCGUUAUUACGAGUAUAAUUGGGAGAAGAUGGGUGGCAUCGACUACCUAGGAGUUCUGAAGCUGUGCGACCAGAUCACGCUGCGGACUGACGCCAUAUUGCAUAUCUAUGGACCCACUUUUGCUAAGUGUCCAAUUUUGGUAAACGCAAAUAUAUCUUUGCUUCGUACUAUGGGGCGAGCAGUUCACAGCGUGUACUUUCUCCACGAUAUGAAGAUCUUGGAGCAUGACGACAUGGUCACUGACAUGUACUUCGUGGACCAUGGAGGAGUGGAGGUCAGAGUCGUCUCUGGAGACAACACCCAGAUCGUACGACUACCCAGGGGCAGCGUCUUCGGCAACCUGGAGACUGAGGAGCCACGUCGCAGCCCUUACAACGUGGUAGCGACAGGUCGCCUACACCUACUGAUGAUCAAGACCAGUGUAUUCGCCACCAUCGCCAAGGAUUUCCCUGAAGUCAAGGAUCUUUUGAACAAAUCCAAAACUGGAAUUGGAACGGAUAAAACGAUGUAUAUCCUGGGUGGUGACACCAUGGUCAGGGUCAGACGUACUGCCACAAUGAGUAACGGACCACCUCGAAACAAGACCAAUAUCAUCAAGUACAUCUACUUCCAAGAAUACGCGGUACAGAUCUACCUGAUGGUUGUAAGCCUUGCUUGCAUCUAUUUGGACAUGUUGAAUGCGGGAUACCAGAUCAACAGCACCUGGAUAUUAGCCACGCUUUACGCUCUGGAUGUGGCAUUCUUUUUGAAGAUAUUCACUCAACACGCCUUGCCAUUCCUGGUUUCAAACAAAAAUAUAAAGAAAGUGAUGAUGCCUAUUAGAAAAAUGUAUUUCAAGCUGGAAUUCAAAUACGAUUGCAUAUCAGUACUGCCAAUAGAGUUGUUCAGCUUUGCCAUCACUGAGAACAGCCUGAAGUGGAUGGUGUUCUCCUGGCUACGCCUAAAUCGAAUCUUUAGAAUAGCAACAGUGUAUAAAUGCAUAAAGCGUCGCAAGGAGAGCAUCACGGUAAACCUGACGGUGACCACGAUAGUGGCGGUGGUGAUCUGGUUCACGCUAUUCGCGCACACCACCACAUGCCUCUGGCACUUCAUUGGUAUGAUGGAGGACUCCGUCCAAGCUAACUCUUCGUGGAUAUACAAGAACUCGGGCCAAAGCCACUGCGACAACCACUACAUUUGCUCUCUGUACUUCGUGAUCACGACGUUCACACGGAAUGGCGUCGGAGACAUCAUACCUAAGAAAAUAUCAGAGGUCAUCUUCGUAUCGAUCCUGCAGAUCCUAUCCACCAUGAUAGUCAUGGUGUACGUCGGAGAGUUCUCCAGCAUCAUCCAGUACCAGUCCUACAGGUCCUCCAGCUUCUACAGCAAAUACUUGGAGUUACAGCAUCAUAUUUUUGAGGAGUGUGAACCGGCUUUCUUGAGACAGCUGGUUGGAUGCUUGAAGCUCUAUACUUACAAUGAAGGGAUGUACGUGGUGAAAGAAAGUGAGAUCACGGAUGCAAUGUACGUGAUACACACUGGUAAAGUGAGGGAGACAUGUGAGGAGAUGGACGCCAGCGCCAGGGUCUACCCUGCAGGCUCCUACUUCGGCAUCAUGCAAGGACUUCUUCGCAACACCCCGUAUACUCACUCUUAUGAAACGGUGAUCAAGUCUCAAGUGCUCACCCUUAAACUCGAUGACUGGGAGUAUCUACUGAAACAGUUUCCGGACAGCAAAGAUGCUAUACAUAAACAUAUGAGGCAAUUAGGAGACGAUGAUACGGACCAUAGUAACUGGCCUGGAGGUCUCCCGACGACUCCUGUGCCACUAAUUGAAACCUCCGAUGUAACUGAUGCCCCUCGAAAAUACACACGAUACUCAGAAGGCAACAGGCGCCUUAAAAGCGAUUUCGAUGAAAAUAAAUUUGUAACACCACCAUCUCUAGAGAGAGUUUCACAUUUUGAUUUGCAAGUAGAGCAGUCCAAAUCAGAAGCGGUUUUAAAAAAAGAAGAAGAAGCAGUCGUAACAGUUGAAGAACACAAACAAACUAGUUUUUUGAUAAAAAUAGCUCACAUCGCAAGGAAGCUGAUGGGCAGGAUUUCUGAUCCUGAAAUAUUAACUGCAGUAUCCGGUGAAGGUAAAGACGAGCUUUUACUCGAAGAAGAUGAGGAAGCAACCGAGGCUUUACUUGCCCAGUUUGAGGCAGCGAGAAAACUGGCUGAAAAGGAAAUUAAUUUUAAAAAACUCAGUUCUCGGCGAAAGAACUUGUUAAAAGUGCCGAUGGAAGAUGAAAAUUUGGAAAAGCAAAUGUUUUCUAUAGAUAUAGACGAACCUGGUUCCGAAAAAUCUGAUUCUCAACCAUUCGUAAUGCGACCACUUCGGAUUCGCGAUUCGGAGUCUGAUUUCACUGCUACAAAUCUUCCUAACAAAGAAACAAAAGAUAUUCUUAACCUAGCAAUGCCGUCAAAAUCUAAGCUUGACCGUAAAUCAAAAUUUUCUAUAGGUCAAAGAGACGCUACUGCCACUACAGAUACAAUGGGUAAAGAAAAGGAAUCAGCUCAUAUUUCUCGAGCAGGGAGUACUACCACAAAUGAUGAAAAGGCUGCUAAAAGAACAACUGCAGUUACUUUGGAUACGAAUAAAAUAGCAACAUCAUUAACAGAAUCUCCAGAAAUACCAACUGACACAGCUACCACUAUGAAGGAAUCCUCAUUUACAAAAACUACCUUUGGAAUUACUGAUUCUAAAACAAAGCGUCCUUUUAGUCUACAAACUAUUGACUCACCUACAGCUGCAGUACCUGCAGCAACAUCGGAUGUCGAAGUUGUAAUCGAUGUGAUGGAAGCAGAUUCAAAAAUGGCUGAAGGAAGAACAGGAAGCCAAACUUCUUUAAAGAGCAACUUAAAGACUGUGUUCGAAAGAAUAACCACGGGCAUAGAGGAGAAAGUAGGUAAAACACUUCACACAAUAGAAGACAAAAUUUAUGAACCUAAGACUGGUUCAAGUAAAACUAAAUUAAAUGUAUUAAGCAACGUUGAUGCUACUAUAGAUUUAAAACCAAAACUUGCGUCAGACGUCGAAGACAAUGAAGAUGUUUCCUUGAGUGAAAUUUUAUCUAGUGAAGAAGAGAUUAUCGAGACCACGCUAAUGACAGAAAGCCUUCAUAUCAGUAAAGCGGAGUCAAAACCUAUAAUAGAUACUAAAUUAGAAACUAACGAUACAUUUAAAACGCUUCCCGACGCUGACCUAGAGAUAAACGACACUCAAUCUGAUGAAAAUGUUAUUGACAAGGCCAUCGAUUUUUUAUAUCCUGACUUGGAAACUGAGAAUAAUGUCAGUCAGGUUAGCAUUCCACAAACAAAGCCCGUAGAUAUGGAAGUUGUGCAAAGUGCUCUAGAGUCUACCAAAGCUGCUCCAGCAACGAGUAUACAAACAACUUCACAAGUCAGAGAAUCUGCACCUAUACAGAAAAAUACAAAUGUGCAUGCUGACCAACAUGUUAGUCCAAUGUCCACUACUAGUGUUCAAGUUUCCAAAUACUCAGAUGAUAUUCAAACACCCCAAGAAAAUAAGAAUAUUCAAGCUGCUCAACAUGAUAGAGAUACUACAGCUACUAAAGACGUAACAGGUACUCGAACAAAUCUCGUGAUUAAAGAGGAAGAUCCUAAUCUAAAUACGAGGGUCACACAGCAGACGCGAUCUCCAAAAGAAGCCGGCGCGCAUCCCACUAAGGAGGAAUCUAAUAAAUCAGACGGCAGCAUCGAAAAAUUAGUAUCAUUUUUGUCAGAAACAACGAACCCUUAUAUUAAUUCUAGAACAAUGAUAGUUAAUCCACAACCACAUUCAUCGUUUGAUGAAGAAGCGGCGCGUAAGCAUUCAUUACCAACAAAAACCCAACCUACUGCUUUACUUACUGCUGCUUCGGAAAAUGCACUAGCUUCUGAAUCUUCGCUGGUACCGCUAAAAUUACCAGCAACAACUGUUUCUGAAUUAAAACUCACCCAAUAUUUAUCCGAAGAGGAAAUUGUACCUGCCAUAGAUCUUGAUGUAGCCACUACGUCAAAAACAUUAGAUAAUACGCCCUCAGCUGGACCAUCGAAAGCUAUAGAGAAAUCCGAAAAACAACCUGAAAAUAUUAAAAAGGAGCAAACUUCUACAGAGUAUGUUAAGGCGAAAGGUGCUCGCUCAUCCGUUUCUAGGCGUUUCGUUCAUGUGCGAUACGAAGAAAGUGAUACGGACGAUGAGCAGAUAGAAAUAUUAUUGGAGAAAAAAGACGAUAUCGCAACCUCCCCAGACCAGCAUCUUAAUUAUUUCACUAUGGAUAGUGAUGAGCCUGAUCCAAUAAAAGCUCAGCAAAAUGCUAAUAAUGAGGAUCAGAACUCGCAAAGUCAAACAUCUGUGUCGAGCGCAUCUGGCGUGCCUAAGGAUAAAAGCCCCUCUUCUAAAAAACGCUCUGAUUAA